Messenger RNA from Colias croceus (clouded yellow), 1421 nucleotides. RefSeq names its product band 7 protein AAEL010189-like. Gene Ontology annotation, cellular component: plasma membrane. The coding region runs from base 222 to 1139 and encodes 305 amino acids. The record is from RefSeq and is a predicted model, not a curated record. NCBI's taxonomy places the organism in Eukaryota, Metazoa, Arthropoda, Insecta, Lepidoptera, Pieridae. The transcript has 8 exons.
UAAUUCGACGAUUUAUCGCUUACUUCGAAUCGUAUUGUAAUUGAUAUUUUUAGUUGGAAACGAUGUUGUUUUUGGGUCGUGUAAACAAGCGGUCUCUUCUGACAGUAAGUUAGUCUGUAUGUCAGCGCAGUCUGUGAUCGUUGGCCGAGUUAUACACUGUUAUGAACGUACCUAAAUCAUUACUUUCUCCGUAGAAGUUAAUUAAUCGUAAUCAUUGCACAAUGAGUAGAGAAGCUAGGUCGUACAAUGCUAGACGAGACGAAAUGCCCAGGCAUUGUGAUACGGGUACUUCUUGCGCUAUUACGAUACAGAUGCCCAAUCCAGAAGCAGCGGGUUGUGUUGAGAGGUUCGCCACUUUAAUGUCAUUCCUUCUAGUCAUCAUUACUUUUCCCUUUUCGUUGUUUGAAUGUUUUAAGGUAGUGCAAGAAUUUGAAAGAGCAGUCAUAUUCCGCCUCGGCAGAUUACGAAAAGGUGGAGCGAGAGGACCAGGAUUAUUUUUCGUCCUACCUUGCAUCGAUACUUACAGAAAAGUUGAUCUUCGUACUGUCUCAUUUGAUGUUCCUCCACAAGAAGUUUUGACAAGAGAUUCAGUUACUGUAGCUGUAGAUGCUGUUGUAUAUUAUAGAAUAAAGGAGCCCUUGAAUGCAGUCGUGCGAGUUGCCGAUUAUAGCGCUUCGACUCGUCUCUUAGCUGCCACAACGCUCCGGAAUGUUUUGGGCAUGCGAGAUCUGGCUCAGCUCCUAUCCGACCGAGAAGCCAUCAGCCACAUGAUGCAGGCCAACUUGGACGAAGCAACAGAUCCUUGGGGAGUAGAAGUGGAGAGGGUUGAAAUAAAAGACGUUCGUCUACCAGUACAGUUACAACGUGCCAUGGCCGCAGAGGCCGAGGCAGAUCGCGAGGCUCGAGCGAAGAUAAUAGCUGCUGAGGGAGAAAUCAAAGCUUCUAAGGCCUUGCGAGAGGCGUCCCUGGUUAUGAUUGAUAACCCUAUGGCCUUACAGCUGCGGUAUCUCCAAUCUCUAAAUACGAUAUCAGCAGAGAAGAACUCGACAAUAAUAUUCCCCUUCCCGAUGGAUUUCCUCAAAACUUUCCUAAGUGGCGGGGCCGGACCAAGCGUAGCUCAUUCACAAUUGCCCAUUUAAAUUUAAUUAGAUGUUUAUGUUAAGUAUUUUAUAAGAACUUUAUAAAGAAAGACGUAUUCUGUAAAAGAAAAUUCAAAACAUACAAUCAAUGUUUAGAUUUAAAAAGGUUUUCUUUGCCUCUUUCUAUUUUGAUUUGAUUUGACAUCGUUACGUAUCGUUCUGUAUCGAAAUCGAACAUUAAAAAAAGAAAUUGAUUAUUGUACCUAACGAGUAAAUAUCCUCCCAGUCUUAUCUAGUCAAAUUCGAAACUUUUACAAAUAUAUUUUGUUAUAUUUUUUUAAA